AUGGUUUCCGAGCGUGAAAGCAAGACCUUCCUCGCCCGCCUCUGCGAGCAGGCUGAGCGUUAUGAUGAGAUGGUAACCUACAUGAAGGAGGUCGCGAAGCUCGGUGGUGAGCUUACUGUCGAUGAGCGUAACCUUCUCAGCGUCGCCUAUAAGAACGUUGUCGGCACCCGCCGUGCCUCGUGGCGCAUCAUCUCUUCCAUCGAGCAGAAGGAGGAGUCCAAGGGCUCGGACAAGCACGUCUCCACCAUCAAGGAGUAUCGUUCCAAGAUUGAACUCGAGCUGGAAAAGGUUUGCGAGGAUGUUCUCAACGUCUUGGACGAGUCCCUCAUUCCCAACGCCGCCACUGGCGAGUCCAAGGUCUUUUAUCACAAGAUGAAGGGUGACUACCACCGAUACCUCGCCGAGUUUGCGUCUGGUGAGAAGCGCAAGGGUGCCGCCACCGCCGCCCACGAAGCUUACAAGAACGCCACCGACGUCGCUCAGACCGACCUCACUCCUACCCACCCUAUCCGCCUGGGACUUGCUCUGAACUUUUCGGUUUUCUACUACGAGAUCUUGAACUCACCCGACCGCGCCUGUCACCUUGCCAAGCAGGCAUUUGAUGACGCCAUUGCCGAGCUCGACUCGCUCUCCGAGGAGUCCUAUCGCGACAGUACUCUUAUCAUGCAGCUGCUCCGCGACAACCUGACGCUGUGGACCUCAUCCGACAAUGCUGAAGCUGAGGGCGCUGGCACCGUCGAUGCUCCUAAGAAGGAGGAGGGCGACUCUACGGAGAAGCCUGCCGAGGAGACAAAGGCCGAGGAGCCUGCCCCUGAAGCUACCAGCUAA
Molecule: messenger RNA, 828 nt
Organism: Ustilaginoidea virens
Lineage: Eukaryota; Fungi; Ascomycota; Sordariomycetes; Hypocreales; Clavicipitaceae
Exons: 5
Coding region: 1-828 (275 amino acids)
Biological process (GO): signal transduction
Cellular component (GO): cytoplasm
Source: RefSeq, a predicted model, not a curated record